Microthlaspi erraticum is the source of this 1116-nucleotide messenger RNA. Lineage: Eukaryota; Viridiplantae; Streptophyta; Magnoliopsida; Brassicales; Brassicaceae. The record is from the annotation of a GenBank genome assembly.
AUGCACAUCGGUAAACAAGAAGCAGCAGCAAAGGCAUCAGAGGAGUCCCGGAUGAUCGUGAUGAAGGAUUAUAACGUUUGUUUAACGAGCGUCGUCUUCGUCAAUGAAAACGAAAACGAAAACCCAUUAACGAAGCGUCUAUGUAAACUUACUUGGUUAAACAACGAACAAGUCAAGAUCUCUCAAGUCUUUCACUGUGAUGGUUUGGUGUUAUGCGUCUUGAAAGAUGACAAUACUAGGCUUGUGGUUUGUAAUCCGUACUUGGGGCAAACAAGAUGGAUCGAGACCAAAUGUUCUCACAACCUUGACAAGUACAAGUACGCUAUCGGGUACGAGAGUAAGAUAUCUUGUCGUAGGUACAAGAUCUUGAGGUUUAAGGAUGUCUACAUCGGUUACGGUGUCACUAAUAACCACCUUUUACCCUAUGAAACCUAUGAUUUUGACUCUAAUUCAUGGACGCUUCAUAAAUUGAUUGCACCUUGGAAUAUAGCGUUUCGUGAUCGUGGCGUGUCUCUCAAGGGAAACACUUAUUGGUGUGCCACAGACGGACGAGGACUUAUCCAUCACACUGUCUGUUUUGAUUUCACAAGAAAGAGAUUUGGGGGGCUUCAAGAUCUGCCAUUUCAUUAUUCGUAUAAACAGCUUGUGGCUCUGUCUUGUGUGAGAGAUGACAAGCUUUCGCUAUUAGUUCAGUCCAUGGGCACGUUUGCGAUAAGUAUAUGGAUUACGGAUAAGAUCGAGGAGCAAAAGGUGGCGUCGGGCAAGUCCUUGAGAGUGGAUGAUACGGCCACAAAGGUGUCGUGGAGCAAGUUCUUGAGAAUGGAUAUAGGACCACUCGCUGACUUGAGGAUUUCAGAUGGACGUUUCUUCAUCGAAGAGGAGAAGAAAGUCGCCAUGGUUGUGAAUAAAGACAUUGAAGCAAGAUUAGAUACAGUGAAGAUCUUUGGAGAGGAUGGAUACUUUAGGGAAUUGGAACUCGGAGAACCUUCUGACAGAUGGUGUUGGCCAGUUAUGUGCUCUUAUGUUCCGAGUUUAGUGCAAAUCACGCUACCUAAAGUAGGCAAGAGGAAUAGUGAAAUGCUCAAGAAGAUGGCAAAAAGGAGUAAACGAGACUGA